This is a messenger RNA of Medicago truncatula (barrel medic), 1189 nucleotides long. Its product is annotated as thioredoxin-like protein AAED1, chloroplastic. Lineage: Eukaryota; Viridiplantae; Streptophyta; Magnoliopsida; Fabales; Fabaceae. The transcript is spliced from 9 exons. The coding region runs from base 168 to 923 and encodes 251 amino acids. The record is from RefSeq and is a predicted model, not a curated record. Gene Ontology annotation, cellular component: chloroplast.
UGCCACAGAAUAUGCCACGACCUUUGUUGAUUCUCGUGGUUCCAAACUCUUCUGCUGCGUAACACAUCUGAUUUGUCGUUUUCUCAAGCUAUACCAGUGUGAUGAUAAUCAGGUAAACAAAAGUUUCACAACAAAGUUUGUAGUUGAGCUUCCUAAGACCACUUUCCAUGGCGUGCUCUACAACGCUUUUGUCGAAUUCUUUUCACCUUAACCAACUUACAAAUAAAUGUAAGCUACAUGUAUAUCCCACACUUUCACUUAAUCAAAACUUUCCAAUAUAUUCUAAUAAUCCACUCAAACUGCAUCCUGUAUCCACCACUAUACCCUUUGCUUCUGGUUCUGCAGGAGUUAAGUCUCCAGUGCUGGGUGAUGAUACCUCAAGUUCACUCGAAUUGGUGAAAGUCUUUGAUUUGGAAGGAAAUGGGAUUCCAAUAUCUGACUUGUGGAAAGAUAGGAAAGCAGUUGUUGCAUUUGCUCGUCACUUUGGGUGUGUGCUUUGCCGCAAAAGAGCUGAUUAUCUUGCAUCCAAGAAGGAUAUAAUGGACGCAUCUGGUGUAGCACUUGUAUUGAUUGGACCUGGCAACAUUGAUCAGGCCAAAGCCUUUGCUGAGCAAACAAAAUUUAAAGGAGAAAUCUAUGCAGACCCUGCUCAAUCGUCAUAUGAGGCCUUAAAAUUUGUUUCUGGAGUUUUAACCACAUUUACCCCCAAAGCAGGUCUUAAAAUAAUAGAAUUGUAUAUGGAAGGUUAUCGACAAGAUUGGAAGCUUUCAUUUGAAAAGGAUACUGUUAGCAGAGGAGGCUGGCAACAAGGAGGAAUUAUAGUUGCAGGUCCUGGUAAAGGUAACAUCUCCUACAUUCACAAGGACAAAGAAGCAGGAGAUGACCCAGAAAUUGAAGAUAUCUUAAAAGCAUGUUGCUCGUGAAGAAAGAAGAGAUGGAGCCUCUCAUCGUAAAGCAUGUACAUCAUCAUAUUUAGCUGAACAGUAGCUUUUUCUUGAGGUUUAGUUAUGAAGAGAUUAAUUUAUAAAUUAUAACCAGCCAUUUGCCAAAUGGCAAGCUCACAUCACAAUAUAGAAGUUAUUCUAUAGUUUGUUAUAAAAUCUUGUAUAUAAUAAUAUUUUUCAAUCUGCAGUGGAAUGUGUUGGACUUCUAAAGAAAAAUUGGUUCAAAAAGUUAUGCUCUGCGUCUA